Messenger RNA from Exophiala mesophila, 2751 nucleotides. RefSeq lists its product as uncharacterized. The record is from RefSeq and is a predicted model, not a curated record. Bases 1138 to 2100 code for a protein of 320 amino acids. Lineage: Eukaryota; Fungi; Ascomycota; Eurotiomycetes; Chaetothyriales; Herpotrichiellaceae. The transcript is spliced from 3 exons.
GCUGAGCCAAAGUGACCGCCAGAUGUGAAAGCAAUCCACGCGAUGAACGGCGGAUAUUAUGUAUCCAAAGUCCCUGUCCUCGCAUAUCACCAUCCUUGAGCCUCUCAUGAACUCGUUCUUCUCCAUAUUCCUCGUUCGAGACAGAGUUUGAACUUUGCUAGAAAAAACACCUCAUCCAGUUCUUUGCUCCAUGUAACGAUCCAUGACAAGCAUCUUUUCACACUCACCUGUCUCCUAUGCCUCGACCAGGUUCGGCCGAGACGUUUUCAUCCUUGGCUAACCGUUACCUCCCGAAAUUCCAGACUCGUCGAUAACCUGUCGAGUUGCAACGAUGUUGCAGGUAGGUGUCGGUGGAAGGAUUCCACUCUGCCAGUGAUCGAUGAUCAUUCAAGCCUCUCAGAGUCUUUGUCUCCACCCACUGCCAGUUGGCCUUCAUCCUGCGCCGCGUAUGUCGGUGUUCUUGUUGCCUGUCGACGUGCUUUUCGCCACAGCCGUUUAACAGAGGGUUUAUCUCACCAUGUGGUGCCUGCAUUGGACCCUGAAGCUUCAUGCUAGGGCAUAGCGCAAUCCAAAUAAUGUCCUUGGCCAUCCAUCAUGCCUGUGCUGUUCAUGGCCACCUUGGCUGUUCCGGCCCAGCAGCCAUGAAGCAACCAAUGUCCUUGUGCCUUCGCCUCUUCAACAUCCUGUGCGCCACGUUUCUUUGCCACAAGCUUCAGGUCCGUCGCGGUCCCGUCAGCAUAUAAGCAUGCCUUCCUGGUGAUCGGUUGUCCAAGCCACACCCGUCGACAUAGGCGCAUCCAUUCAAUCUCCAGAAGCUCCAGACACACCUGGUCAUUACAGCCUCGAAUCCUUUUUGUAUCUUUUUGGCUGCCGGCAUUCUCCUCCGCCUCAUUACCGCCGCAGUCCGCGGCGUACAUGCAUCUAACGAAGCCUCAUCCAAAGACCAGAAUCAGACCCGCCAUUUCUUCUGAGUGUGGGGCUACAAAAACCCCCACGACCCUUCGGGCAGGAACGCUGUGUUUCUUGCCGUACAGGUCCUUAAAAGUUGAGAAGACCCAAGAUCGCUUUCUGACCUCGCAACACUUAACCAGAGCUGACAAGAGACCUCUUUCCAACUUGGUACUCAACAAUUGACCCAUGGCCAAUCACAUUGUGGAAACGCCUGGCGAACCAGGUGGCUCCGCGCCUCGGAGACUGACCCAAGCUGUCGACGAUGUAAGGCAGAUUGCUGCGUCCAGUUCAACGUCUUCGGAAGCGCGGGCGCGGUCGGUAGCUACUGCAAGGGCCGCCAUACGAGUCUUUGACGAAUAUAACCUCUCACAAUUACCUGGAAGUGUCGUGGAUCAGGCUUUUAUCAUCACUACAUUACAAGAGCUCGCAUAUCAUGAUAUUGAUGGCGGGGCCAUUACAGAUAUUGCUGAAUGGUGCAUGGGACGAUGGCUGGCCCUCUCCCAGAACCAUGCUGCAAGAGUCGCAGCAUUUAGAGGUUUAGGUCAAGCGUGGCUUGCCCGAUCUCAGAGCCUGCUCGCUAGAAUCCACCGCUUAGAGGGAAGCUCGUCAAGUGGAAGUAGCGGCAGACCCCAGAGUCUCGGAGAAAGAUUCCCUUACACGUCGAGUGAGGAGACACGAGAUGCUGAACGAGCAACUGCCGAAGCUGAUGCUAGAACCCAUUCCCCCGACUAUGUCGAAGCUCGAGGGCUGUUGAUCCCAGCGGUCGAUCACUAUACUCGAGCCUUGGAGUUGGCUGAGAGUCAGGGUUCUGUUCAUGGGGACAUCCUGGCAGAGGCCGCAGAAGCGAACAUGAGUCUUGGCAAUGUGUCCUCGUCUCAUGGCAACGAUCGAUACUUUCACACCGCGAUUAGGUACCUUCGACGAGCUUCAGCUAUUCCUGGAUAUGUCUUAUCUCCAUAUUUGCAAAGGUGUAUCCGUACCCUUAGGAUCAGCUAUUUCCGUACUAACAAGACUGCAGUUAUUUGGACGACUAUGGGCGAUUGGUCGAUUAGAUUUUUACUGUUUCGACGAGUUUCUAAUCAGAGAUGGCUGCGCUACCUUGUACAAUCUGCAGGCAGAGAUGUACUGAUGAAAGCUGCGUUAUGUUGAAUUAACCUACUACCUUUCUUUCGGACCCUCGGCCGCGGAGACCAAGAUUGAGAUGAGAUAUCAGAAAUGGGAAGUUUGUUUUUUGAUUCAGGCAAUAGAAUUAUGACGUUGGCAGGGACCUGGAAAUUGUAUCCAAAUUGAUUUUCUUUCGACCAUACGAACUACUCACUGACAUUGCUCGCCAUUCUUGGCUCAAUCCCUGCGAGCAGGCCGCCAAAUCGCAGUACGUGAGUCCAGUCACUGGCUCAUCCUCAUUUGGGACAAGAUUGAUGCUGCCUCAAGAAUGAUCAAUCACUGCUAGCUGGUGGAUGGUGGAACAACACUCCCACCCACUCCUCUUUCCACACCCCACACCCCUUUCUAAAGGCCAUUGAAUUCGCCCGAGCGCCCAUAAAUAAAAGUAUGUACCUGGACAGGCCACCGUUGAUGAAUCAUGCCAGAAAUGGAUUUUGUCGAUGUUUACAACCAUCCAUACAAAAUCAACAGCUAUUUUCUGUUUCUUGGCCGCGACUAGAGGCGCUUGAUAUAUAAAAUUAUCAUGGAUAGCCCAGGUAAAGGAGAAGACAUGUCUGUAGAAUUAAGCUUUGAAACCAAACGAUCACACUCAUUCGGCAAAGUCGCCUAUUUGGCUAGGAGAUGUGAAGCGAAGCA